Molecule: messenger RNA, 1676 nt
Organism: Morone saxatilis (striped sea-bass)
Lineage: Eukaryota; Metazoa; Chordata; Actinopteri; Moronidae
Exons: 3
Coding region: 219-887 (222 amino acids)
Molecular function (GO): protein binding
Source: RefSeq, a predicted model, not a curated record
GUGAAACUCAGUGUAUAGCUAUAAAAGCAUUUAUAGUCUCGACAUUCAACUAGAGGCGCGGACUGGGCUGUGCGACAACAACAGCUGGACUAUCUUGUGGAGCUAAAACACCUGGAGCUGUACAACUUCCAAAACUUGCAUUGGCACCCCCAAAGCCUUCAGUCUGCGGAACCUAAACAGUGGACACUCUUUCCGAAGCUCAGGCACCCUACUAUCGCAUGAUGGGACAACAAAAUACAGAAAUUGACAUUGAGUCUCUUCAGAAGAGCGGCCGUCGGCGUGGAGGCUGCCUGGACGUUUUUGUCGUCCUGUCCAUCAUCUUUCUGUUUGUGGCGGUGGCAGCUGUGGCUGUCGGCGGACUGAUGGUUGUGAUGGAGCUGCGGUCCAAACUGGAGACUGCGCGUCCGUACAUUAAUGUUGAGGCAUUAAAGCAGACAGGAGACACAACUGAGCCAUCAUACAAGAUACAGAACUUUGUCUAUCUGGAACCCAACUCAAGCAGGUUACAGACCUCCACGAUGCAAUGGGAUCCAGUCACAUAUGGUCAAGGAUCGUCUGUAGGAAGCAACUUCAUAUUUGACAAGGCACAGAGUUCUCUGCAGCCUAAACAGUUGGGAUACUACUUCAUAUACAUUGAUCUCAACCUCACCUGCACCUACGACUGCCCCGCAGGCCUCCUCACAGUGAGUGUGGGCGAUAAGCUCACCUGCAAGGUGCAGCUUCCGGCUGUGGCAAAUUCAAUACCUGUGACCAAGAAGUGCUGGACAGUGACCCAGAUAAACGACAGCCAGAGACUGGUCACUCAGAUGACCGUACCGAACAAUGGGCUGAAAUACUGGAAACUGGAGCUGAGUGGCUCAGCAUUUGGGAUGUUCCUUGUGGACUAAUGUGGACCCUGUGGUGCUACUACAGUCAUCAAGAUGCAGAUCUGUCUGUGACCUGUGGGUCGUCACUAAAGAACAACACCAGUUUGUGUUUUCUUAAGGGUCCUGUUAGGUGAAAAUGGGCAGGCGCAGGUGCCAUUUUCGAAGCUAUGACGUAGUUUAUUGCAAACUAAAGGUGUAAGAUGAUGAACCUCAACAGGAAUUUAAGUUGGAAUCUGAAGAGAAGUUGUAUUUAUGACAAUGCAAACGGCAUAUGGAGAAAGACUACACAUUCACCUCAUUCUGUAUAAAUAUGUAUAUAUGUUAUUCUGUAUAUGAUAUAUUUAUUUGGUGAUGGAACUAUUUAUAUACCUAUAUUUAUAAUGGUGUUGUUAUUUUUUUUCUAGAGACCUUUUUUUUAAUGUAGAUAUCACUACAUUAGUGUUAAAGUGCAAUACACUGCAAGUUAAUCGGCCUGUAUUGGGUGACUCUAUAGCUCUGUUUUAUAAAUGGCUGGGUGCAUAAAAAGUUGAGGCUUACAAAAAAGUGUGAUUAUAAUUCUGCUCCAAAACUCCAACGAGCCCUGCAAGUGGAGUCCUUGAAUCUCUUCUGGCAAAUGAUGAGUAAUAGUGAUGAGUAAUAAUAUGCACUUAAAAUAACUUUUACAGAAACAAUGUCUGAUAAAAAAUUAUUCUGUAACCAAAACAUGACCAGAAUUACUAAAAUAUCUGUAGUAUGUGGACUAUGUGUGAAUUGAAAAAUUGUUUUAUUUUUAAAAGUAUGUAAGUCCUGUGGACAAACUACACUUGUUGA